Molecule: messenger RNA, 1686 nt
Organism: Actinia tenebrosa (Australian red waratah sea anemone)
Lineage: Eukaryota; Metazoa; Cnidaria; Anthozoa; Actiniaria; Actiniidae
Product: transmembrane protein 39A
Cellular component (GO): membrane
Source: RefSeq, a predicted model, not a curated record
UACAGUCAGCGGUAACCCCGUCUAGUCCAAAGCCUUGUCUUCACUCAACACAACAGUUUGUAGAACACAAGAUGUAUUGAUGAAGAAAAACUACGAAAUCUCCAUUCCUGGAUGUCUGAUCGCCGUGUGCUUGUUCAGUAAUAAUCUCUACUUAUCCUGCGAUCGUUUGAUGCCUGGAGGCAGGAAAUUUAGUAGUCUUAAGGCCAGUACAAUCUCCGGAGUCCGAGGAACUCAAAACCCUACUAAAAGUUGCCGAAACGGAUCUUCCAGUACCGGUGGACACCACACAAUCUCUUCUCUCUUAACCGUUCCUCCCGUUUUCCACUUUCAACCACCCAAAGUUCCAGUUUUCACGAUGAUGGGAUUUGAAGUACUGUUUUUUUCUUACUUACUAUCGGCACUAGUUCUUCAGUACAUCAAUAUAUACAAGCUGAAUUUCCAUGUGGUAGAUCCAUACCUUCUGGCUUCAGAAGUGCUUUACAAUAUCAAAUAUGUCAGUGUUUUGCUGUUAAGAAUGGUAUUAGUUUCUUUCUUCUCCAUAAUAUCAGUCUGGUUGCUAUGGAAACUGUUUCAGCAUAAUGCUAUUCCAAACUACCUCUUSUUGGUUUACCCUGUGAUAAUGUAUCUGUGUGUGUUUGGAUUUACUCUGGACCCACAAGGCAACAAAGUAAUGUUUAAAUUAAGCCCUCACAUUGAGCUGCUACAUCAAAUGGACCCGUUAAUAAACAAGAAUAUGGACCGAAAAGCACUACACAAUGUGGAGUCCAAGGACAGAACGCUGCUGGAAACCCCAUGUAACCUUCCACCUGAUGCAGUACGGUAUGAAGCUGAAUGCCUUCGCACAGAUUUUAACUGGAGAGUAAAGCAAGUCUUGUUCCAGUCUUUGGUUUCAGCGUAUUUUGUUGGGUUUAUUCCUAUGAGAUUUUCUGAGCAACACUAUAUUUAUUACGAUCUGUGGUGGGCAUUACAACAAACACUAUUCAUCUGGUUAAGUUCAUUAAUGAUGCUAAUGAUGUACAUGUUACCGCUGAACUACUGUGAUGCGUUACAUAAAUGUGCUGCUCAUCUUGGAGGCUGGGAACGAUAUUCUUGUGGACAAAGAGACACACCUCAUAUAUGGUCACCAAUAACAGUGUGGCCUCAGGGAGUACUUGUACGAUAUAACAAAGUACUAUACCGUGGUCUAGGAGUGCAUAAUGUAGCUGUUCCUUCAGAUCCUCAUCACGCUAGAUUUUUUUUCAUGUUCGAGUCUCCAUUACGGUUACUGAACUGGAUGGCCAGUGCACUACUCACUCUAGUCGUGUACCAGUUGUUCCUGAUCACAAGGUGUUCUUACUGGCACCAACUGAUGUCUAUCAUUGGCAUGCUUCUAUUUAACUACGCUACGCUCUACAGAGUCCUCAGAGAUCGCUGGACACUGCAGGGAUCCGUAAAACAGAAAGACACAGGACAAGAUGAUGACGAUGACGACGACGAUGACGAUGACUAACGACGAUCACAAGCACUAAUUUUUUCUAUUAAAAGAUUCGGAAAUUCUUAGCUAUAUUCAAAGAGGCAUAGACCCUAAUUAGUAAGACUACAAUAGUUUGGACGGUGACGUAAGCGAUGACGUCAGAAAUAUGAAGUAUGGACAGUAACAGUAAUAAAUAACAACAGUUGAAAACAGUAACAAAAGAAAAAAUAAAA